This is a messenger RNA of Strongyloides ratti, 2823 nucleotides long. RefSeq names its product P-loop containing nucleoside triphosphate hydrolase domain-containing protein. NCBI's taxonomy places the organism in Eukaryota, Metazoa, Nematoda, Chromadorea, Rhabditida, Strongyloididae. Gene Ontology annotation, cellular component: cytoplasm. The record is from RefSeq and is a predicted model, not a curated record. The coding region runs from base 1 to 2823 and encodes 940 amino acids. The transcript is spliced from 5 exons.
AUGAGCUAUUGUACUGUUCCUAUUAAACCAAGACUAAAACUUUGGGAACAUGAAAUAAAAAAUAUCAUUAUUUAUCCUCAUUUAAAAAGAAUUUUAUCAAUUGCUUCAACAUUAGAUUAUGAAAAUGAUUGGUUAUCAUUAGAAAAAAAGGGAAUAGAUAAAAUUGAAGCUGGUAAUGAAUUUUUUGACAAAUUUGUUCUCACCAAAAGUCUUUGUUUUUUGGAAAUUGCUACAACAAUUAUAUCUGAUUUUCCAUGGAGUGAUUUUUUAAUGAAUAUAAUACCACUAGAAAAACAUAUAAAUUUUACCAAAAUUAUAUUUUCCUCAAAACAUCCACAAAUUGAUUAUAUUUUAAUUAAUAUACUUCCGACAAAAAAAUUUAUACAAAAAUUGAUUGAAAAAAAUGCUGCUUUUACGGAAAUUGGUUGUAAGGGUGAUUAUGAUGAAUGGUUACAAUAUUUUUUACAAACAUUAGAUGAAUUUCCUGAAACUAAAUUUAUUUUGAACUAUUUAGAUAUAGAUUCAACAAAUUAUAUUAAUUAUUCUCAAUAUAAAGUAGAUGAUGAAGGAAUGGCAAGUGAUAGAAUAAAUUUUGAGGAUAAAUUAAUUGUUGAUCCUAAACAUCCCGGAAAAUUUCGAAGUCAAAACAUAUUUAAUUAUAAUAUAAAAGAUACAAUAAAUUUAUUAAGUAAAUUUCAAGUAGAAUUAAGAAAUUAUCAAAAAGAGUGCAUCACACCAGCGUUACUUGGAGAGUCAUGCAUGCUUAUUAUACCAACUAAAACUGGAAGAAAAAUUUGUAUUAAUGAAAUAAUAAGAAAUCAUAUAUCAUUGUCAAUUACAAAUAAUAAACCAUAUAGAGUAUGUCUUCUAGUUUCUUCAUUGCAAUCAUUAUCAGAAGCAAGUGCAGCGUUACAAAAUUUUUUUCAAGGCUCUAUUUCUAUAUUCAGUGGAUGUUUAGGUGAUUUUUCAAAACACACAGUGGACAAACUUUUGGCAAAUGAUGUUAUUGUAGUUACACCUAUAUUUUUCUAUAGAUGUUUAAAUUCUUUAUUAAUGGAACAAAAAAUAUUUUAUGAUGAUUUUACAUUAUUUAUUAUUGAAGAUAUUCAGUGUCAUAAAAAUAGAAUUACAUCAAAGUAUUUGUUUGAGGAUUUAUUUAUGAAAAAAUUGAAUGAUAAUCAAAUUGUUGGAAUUUAUGUAAAUAUAUCUAAAAAUUAUUCAUAUCAUAUUGAUGAUGUAAUAGAUUCAUUUAUUGAAAUAUGUACUGAAACAAGAUUAUCAAAAAUAUCUAUUCCAAAAACAUAUCAAGAAGAAAUGUUAAGUUAUUUUCAAAAUUGUUAUGAUGCUCUGUAUCCUUUUGAUAUUCCAGACUCUUAUCAUAAGGGUCUUAUUGAGAUGAAAGUUAGUAGAUUAUUAAUGAAGUUACAAUUUUUAAAAGAUAAUGGUUAUACUUUUAAUGAGAAUGGAGAUUCACUUCUACCCAGUAUAUCAACAUACGAAUUUAUGUUAGAUUUAAUAAAAAUUGAUUUUGAACUUCAGUUAUCAAAUCAAAAUUUUAAAAUUCAAGAAAUGAUAGUUGUUAUUAAUUGUUUAAAGGAAUACUUUCAUGCCAUUUUAAUAUCUUCAAUUUUACCAUUAUCUUAUACUACUGAGUUUUUAAAAGAAAGGUAUAAUAUACUAAAAAAACACAUUGGGCAUCUUAAUUGUUUUGAUAUAAAUUUUUCUGACUUUAAUAUUAUUAUAAAUGAAAUUAAUGAAUGUUACUCAAGACAGGAUAUUCAACCACCUUUGUUAUUGUUAGAAAAAGUUAUAAAUAUUUUAAAAGAAGAAAUUUUAACUUUAAAUUUACAUCAUAUUAUUGUUUUUGUUCAGACUAAUUAUAUUGUUAAAAAUAUUACAAAAUAUUUUAAUGAUAUAUUUUCAAAUCAUGAUAUCCAAGUUCUAGGUCUUACAAAUGUAGAAGCAAGUAAUGAAAUAUUAAGAAAUACUGUUUUUAAUAAAUUUCAACAAAAAGGAAUGUUUAUAAUGGUUACAACACAUGUUGUUGAUUGGAAAUACAAUUUACCUAAACGUGAUUUAGAUAUUAAUAUCAAUGAUUGCCUUUAUGAUAUGGAUUCAUGUUUAAGAGCUCCAAAAAUAAUAAGAAAAAUGAAUAAAAGAUAUUUAUUUUAUUAUCCAUCAUAUAUCUCUACAUCCUGUGAAAUAAAUAUUCAAAGGCAAAAGACAUUACAACAAUUUUGUAAAGAAAUCUCAAAAAUUUGUAAAAAUGAUGGAAAAAUAAAAAUUGAAAAUUCAAUUAAAGAAUUAAAAUUACAAAAAAGUUGUAUAGAAAAUUAUUAUAAAGAGAGAGAAAAUAGUUUAAAGGGAUAUUCUUAUAAAAUAUUAUGUAAAAAAUGUGGUAAAUAUUUAGUAUCAUCAAAAUCUAUUAGAAAAUAUAUGGAUUAUUAUAUAGUAAUUGAUGGUCAAAUUAUAUGCCCUACAUGUUGUUAUGGAAAAUCAGAAAUUUAUUUAAAAACUAAUGGUAUUGGAGAUUUAAUAUCUCAUGGAUCAACAUAUUUUUGUAAUUUAAAUCCUUCAAAUAUAAUUUUUGAAAAUGAAUCAGGAGAGAGAUUCAAUAAAAAUAAUUGGUAUGAUAUUGAGAAACGAUUAUUAUAUGUGGAGGAAAUUAAAGAAAUAGAGUGGUUAGGUUAUAACAAUGAAUUUAUAAAAACUAACCCUGAUUUGGUUGAUGAUUUAAAUAUGUUAAUUAUAAGUGAUAAAAAUUGUAAGAAAGUCAAAAGUAAAAUUGUCCAUCUCUCUGAAUGCCUUGAAAUAUUUAUAUAA